AUAAAGCCGCGGCGGCCGCCUCCGCCCCAAACCCUCGCGCCCCAUCUCCGCCCGCCGCUGCGCUCCCCCUCUCGUCUCCCUCUCCUCGCAGCCGCAGGCUAGGGUUCUCCUCGAGAGGCGGAGCCAUGUUGGUCUACCAGGAUCUGCUCACCGGCGAUGAGCUCCUGUCGGACUCGUUCCCGUACAAGGAGAUGGAGAACGGCGUGCUCUGGGAGGUCGAGGGCAAGUGGGUCAUCCAAGGAGCUGUAGACGUUGACAUUGGUGCCAACCCGUCUGCCGAGGGUGGUGAUGAUGAGGGUGUGGAUGAUCAGGCAGUGAAGGUUGUUGACAUUGUCGACACCUUCCGACUUCAGGAGCAACCUGCCUUUGACAAGAAGCAGUUUGUCACCUUCAUCAAGCGCUACAUCAAGAACCUCACCGCCAAGCUGGAGCCGGAGAAGGCGGAGGAGUUCAAGAAGGGCAUUGAGGGUGCCACCAAGUACCUCCUUGGCAAGCUCAAGGACCUCCAGUUCUUUGUUGGCGAGAGCAUGCAUGAUGAUGGAAGCCUGGUGUUUGCCUACUACAAGGAUGGAGCCACCGACCCGACCUUCCUCUACUUCGCGCAUGGUCUGAAGGAGAUCAAGUGCUAGGCGGGCGCGCGCCCCCCGACCCUAUGCUGGGUGUUAUCUUCUAUGUAGUACUCUGUCCUUAAUUUUUGUUCUGGCCGCCGCGGCUGACUCUAGUAGCGUCCUGUGUCGCCGUCGGUUGCUGUCUGCUUGUUCGUUCGUGAUAUGCUGAGAAUGUUUUGGGAACGACUGUCGGAAGAUUGGAUUAUGUGUGAAACAAUUGGUAUUUUACUCGUAAUGGGCAAAAGAUAGAUAAUCUGUUAUC
Molecule: messenger RNA, 870 nt
Organism: Panicum hallii
Lineage: Eukaryota; Viridiplantae; Streptophyta; Magnoliopsida; Poales; Poaceae
Product: translationally-controlled tumor protein homolog
Exons: 5
Coding region: 126-629 (167 amino acids)
Cellular component (GO): cytoplasm
Molecular function (GO): calcium ion binding
Source: RefSeq, a predicted model, not a curated record